Molecule: messenger RNA, 1234 nt
Organism: Gossypium arboreum
Lineage: Eukaryota; Viridiplantae; Streptophyta; Magnoliopsida; Malvales; Malvaceae
Exons: 9
Coding region: 89-1066 (325 amino acids)
Source: RefSeq, a predicted model, not a curated record
AGACUCUCCCCCCUUCUUUUAUUUUCUAAUUCUAGGGUUCCUCUUGGAAACCCUUUUUCCCCCCUCAAUCGCCUAACUGUCUACAUCAAUGGCAAAGAAGAAAUCACCCGGGAAGAAGAAGCAAAAGGUAAAGGGAUUGAAUCAAAUUGAAAAUGCUCCAAACUUCAGUAAGCAGUCCAGGAAAGCUGAACCUAUGCCUUCCUCUUUUUCUUCCCCUGCUUCCCCAUCCGCUUCUGGUUCCUUACAAGAGUGCUCCUAUGAUAGAGAUGAAGCUUCCAGUGUAACCUUAACUAAUUUCAAUGAUAAACAGGAUGGAAAUAUAGUGGAUGACUCAAUUGCUUUCAGUGGCUCGUGUGAUAAAAGAUCAAGAUUUGUGUUAAAUUUCUAUGAAUUUCCGGCGUUAGAAGCUGAACCAAUUGCUCCAGAUACAGCUAGUGAUCCAUGCAGUGGUAGAGUGGUCCAUAGGAACGUUGUGGAACAAAAGAGUGAUGUGAAGAAGUUACAAGUUAGAGGAAGCACUGGUGUUUGCAUAACUCCAGGAAAUGCGGUAUGGGCCAAAACAGCUUGCCAAGUGUGGUGGCCUGCUCAAAUCAUUGAAAAAAGGUCCGUUUUAGUUGAUUCAACAAUCCAACAAACCGAGGAACAUGUUUUAGUAAAGUUUUAUGGAAAACAUGACAGUGCUUGGAUUAAUGCAGCAAGAGAUCUUUCAAUGCUUGAGGAUUGCUUUGAAGAAAGGAGCUGCAAUUUAAUGGAAAAUUUUCAAGAUGCUUUGAAACAAGCAAUAGUACAGAGGAAGAAACAUAUAAAAUCAUGUAGGCAGUUGCCUGGAAGCCCUGAUCCUUUCCCUCAAUCUGAUCGGCAAGACAAAAAAUCUGGUAAACAUGCUUCAUCAUUAUCAAGCAAAACUGGCAGUAAUUUAGUCGGACAAGUAGGUAAUAAGAAGGAAGGCAAGCCAAGAAUUCAUCUUAAUGGUGCUAGAUUUCCAUUGAAAUCUGGUGAAGGACCUCGGCGGCUAAAAAUUAUGCGGUAUCUUGGUCUCACAGCUCCGAUGGGAUCUCCCUUCUAAUCAAUCACUCAUUUAAAACUUGCUACAAAAUGUUGUAAAAAUGUCCAAUUUUUAGUUCAUAUUACUACGAUAUGAUUAUUUUUAUAUUUACGUUUAGUAGGUCCAUUAUUUGUUGUCAAUGAAUGUGUUUGAUAAUGCAUAGUAAAUUUUUACUAUUGAAGAAGAAAA